Messenger RNA from Zea mays, 1491 nucleotides. Its product is annotated as Ribosomal protein L12/ ATP-dependent Clp protease adaptor protein ClpS family protein. Gene Ontology annotation, molecular function: mRNA binding; structural constituent of ribosome. The record is from RefSeq and is marked predicted. The coding region runs from base 649 to 1227 and encodes 192 amino acids. Gene Ontology annotation, biological process: translation. NCBI's taxonomy places the organism in Eukaryota, Viridiplantae, Streptophyta, Magnoliopsida, Poales, Poaceae. The transcript has a single exon. Gene Ontology annotation, cellular component: ribosome.
CGCCGCCCUCUUCGUCGGGCCAUUCACCGGCGACGAGCAUUCAUCUGGUACUCCCUUCCCGUAUCUUCACCUUCAUAGCUGUGCGAAAUGGACUACCCCAAACCCUAAAUGUUAAGCUAUGAGUAUCCAGAUCUGACGCAGUUACAUGCAUAUGUAUUAUAAUUGUACACACAAACUUCGUUUUUUUCGCAAAAAAAGGAUUUAUCGCAUGCACAUCAUAUGUCCACCGAUGUCCUGUACUGGAUCCUCCCCUGCAUUUGAAUAGGUGACCUUGAGCUCUCUCCUGAAUAUCGGUGUGCUCCCACGCAGAACACAGAAACUGGGAGACUGAAAAGUGGGUGGGGGGUUCGUAUGAAAGGGACACAUUUCUGGCACAAGUUAUUAUGUUUUCUAUUUGUGUAAAUGGGAUACCUUAAAAACUUGUAAAAUGGCCACUCUAAUCCCGAAUGGCACCUACUGCCUUUGUAAAUCUAUGUACUCGAUCCCAUUUAAACUAUCAUGUAUCCAUGUUUAUGAUGCUUAUUGUAUCAGCGUGCUUCAUUCAGAGUGGACUGUGAAAGUUUUUCAUCAAGUCUCAUUUAGUACUGAUUGAUACUAGUUUGUUAUGUUUCAGGAGGAGAGCAUCACACUCAUCUAACUGAUAUUAGGAUGAGUCUAUGUACAAUAGCACGCCGACUAUGUCUUUCAAAACCAUCCUCUGUGAAUCGUCUUUCAGUAAUUUGGGCUCAUCUAUACAGCACCGAGGCUGCAAAGGACACGGGUGCUAAGAAGUACAAGUACCCUGAUGUAUACGACCCAUACGGGCCUAUGUCGCUACCGUCAGAGAAAGUUGUGGAUCUAGCUGACCGCAUCGCUGCUCUCCCUCCUGAGGAGAUCAAACAGAUUGCUCCAGCCCUUCUAUUCAGACUGAACCAAGAGCCGCCACAGGCUAUCUCCGGCCAGGGUUUCAGUUUUGGUGCUCAGGGUGGUGCGGGGGUCGGUGCCGGAAAGGCUGAGGAAAAGAAAGCUGAGAAGACAGUCUUCGAUGUCAAGUUGGAGAAAUUCGAUGCUGCUGCAAAGAUCAAGAUUAUCAAGGAGAUCAGGACCUUUACGGAUUUGGGGCUGAAGGAGGCAAAGGAGCUAGUGGAGAAGGCCCCAGUCAUUCUGAAGCAAUCGCUCACAAAGGACGAAGCAGAAGCAAUCAUAGGGAAGAUAAAGGCAGCUGGCGGUGUUGCUGUCAUGGAGUGAACGAAGGGAUGACCAUCUCGACACAACACACUUUUAUUUCCUAUUUUUGUUGCCAUGAUCAAGCAUUUGAAUUGCACAUUGCAGUGCCUUUAUGCUGAUGGAGAAAAUAGUUUACAUCUACGUUGGUAACCAAGGCGAGAGGGAAACUAGAGAUUUAGUUGCUAUGAUGAUAUUCAUGACUUGUUCUAGAAUAAGCAGUUCUUUGGGCUCUACACAACUUAUUUGGUGGAGUGAAUGGAUGUUGCCAUCAGGGCCAAUACCAUG